Messenger RNA from Drosophila santomea, 1248 nucleotides. RefSeq lists its product as uncharacterized. The record is from RefSeq and is a predicted model, not a curated record. Bases 1 to 1248 code for a protein of 415 amino acids. The transcript is spliced from 2 exons. Lineage: Eukaryota; Metazoa; Arthropoda; Insecta; Diptera; Drosophilidae.
AUGGAAAAACUCCACAUUGCAAUAGCUGGAAUCAGCGAGAUGAGGUGGGCUGGCAGUGGGGAAACAACAACAUCAGAUAGCAAUCUAGUCCUACACAGUGGCAACAGUGACGGCAGCAGAUAUGGAGUGGGAAUUUUUGUGUCCAAGCGCAUAAAGAAGGCACUGGUUUCCUGGGAACCCAUUUCUGAUAGAAUCAUGACCGCCAGGUUCAAUGCUAUGCCCCGACGGAAGACGCAAACGACGACACCAAGGACGACUUCUAUACUGCCCUUACAGCAACCCUCAACAAGCUACCGCAAGGUGACAUUAACAUCCUCAUGGAUCGACCACAUAUGCAUUAGCAGGAAAUGGAGACACUUGCUACUGGACGUACGGAACAAAAGGGGAGCAGCCAUAGACAGUGACCAUGAGUUGGUCAUUGGAGAACUUUCAAUAAAGCUCAACCGCAACCACUCAAGGAACACUGGCAACAGUCAACACCGGCGAGCGCCCCCUCUGAACCUGCACCUCCUUAGCGACUCUACUCUGAAGACGAGAAUGACGUCCACGCUGCGAGAACAGCUGAUCCCCCUAGAAGACCACCCAUGGGAGCACACCUGCAGGCAACUAAGGACCACGGCGGAGGAAAUACUCGGCCUGCAACAACGCGGAAGAUCGGACUGGAUAUCUGAAGGGACCUGGGACCUGAUUAGAAGGAGGAACCACCUGAAGCCUCUGGCGAACCAGCUCACACAGUACCGGGAGGAGUAUCACGGACUAUGCAGAGCGGUGAAAAGGUCGGCCAGAAAGGACAAAAGAGCACAGCAGGAUAGACUUGCGGCAGACGCAGAACGAGCAGCCGGCGAGAACAACAUGCGCUCGCUAUACCAGCAGAUUGCACGUUUCACAGGAACCCAUCACAAACAGAACAAACCAGUCAGAGAUCUAGAAGGUAACCUCCUAUCCAAUGAUGACGCACAAAUCCGAAGAUGGCGCCAACACUUCAUGGGAAUUAGCCACACCACAACACCAAACGUGGCCAUAGACUACAGGAGUGUUUUGCCGCCAAGUGGGAGUAGCAGGAUACCCUCUGCACCCCCGAAUGUAAGAGAAAUCGUGAAUGCAAUAAAGAAGCUGAAGCACAACAGGGCAGCUGGCGAAGACAACAUACCAGCCGAAUUGCUUCAAGUUGACACCCAACUGAUGGCUGAAAUAUUGCAUCCACAUUUCUUACGCAUAUGGGAAGGCGAGACGGUGCCAGCCUCCUGA